AGAGGAAUGCGAGGAGCAGAGCAGAAACAGAAACUCCGCCGAUCGUCACGCCGCAUAAUACAUACAUAAUACUGAAACGUUUUGUUUGAAAGAGCACAGCUUCAGCUUCAUUAUUAUUUGGCUUGCAUUGCAUUAGAGCAGCAGCAGAAAGAGGAUUGAGUGAUCAAAACAUGGACAAACCUUCUGCCAAAAAUGAGGACUAUGAUGACCUCUUCCGCGCCUGUGCUGAAGGAAAGCUGGAAAAGGUGAAGCAGCUGAUGACGUCCCGUACCUUCGACAUCGAGAAAAGGAACAAAAAGGAUGAAACCCUCCUAGUAGUGGCCACGAUGGGGGAUCACGUGGACGUGAUACAGUUUCUGCUUGAGAUGGGCGCCGACAUUGAAGGAAAAUGCACCAGUUACCAGCAGACGCCGCUGCUGGCCGCUGCCUUUUUCUCCAAACUGAAGACCUUUCAGUUCCUCGAGUCGCGCGGCGCCAACAUCGAUGCCGUGGACAACAUGAAUGGCGACGCCUUCAUGAGGGCGGCCGACUCGAGCAACCUGGAGCUGAUGAAGUACCUUGUUAACAUUGGAAAGUAUAACUUGGAGCGGAGGAACAGCAACGGCAUGACUCCGUGGAUCAAAGCGGCCAGAAAUACGAGCAUCGAGGUGAAAAAACACCUGGUAGAGCUGGGCGCCAACAUCCACGCCACGGACAGGUACAAUUUGGGUGCAAUGACGUUCGCCGCGAAGCAUUCGGACGUUGCAAAUUGCAAAUAUUUGCUUGAAAUCGGCGUCAGCCACAAGGUCCUAACUUAUCGGAAGGAGACCACAUUGCACCAUGCCUGUUUCUGCAAAAACUUGGACACGGCGAGAUUCUUACUCGAAAAUGGGCUCGUGGACGUGAAUGCUAAAACAAAGCAUAGGAUGACAGCCUUGGAUAUUGUGAGGAGGAAAAAUUACACUCACUUGGAGGAGCUGCUUCUGAGGUUUGGCGCGAAGUAAAAUAUCUUAAGGUUGGCUGCAAAUGUGUCUAUUGAAUGUUUCUCUUCAAGAAUAUGACACUGUGUCGUUAAUUUUACUUCAGCUACAAGAAAUAAAUUUGUGUUUAUGAUA
Molecule: messenger RNA, 1094 nt
Organism: Cloeon dipterum
Lineage: Eukaryota; Metazoa; Arthropoda; Insecta; Ephemeroptera; Baetidae
Product: ankyrin repeat domain-containing protein 17-like
Exons: 2
Coding region: 171-983 (270 amino acids)
Molecular function (GO): protein binding
Source: RefSeq, a predicted model, not a curated record